UGCGCCGGUGUACAUAGUGUACUACAUAGCGCACGUUUUUGUACCGCACGUGUUUCCAUACGUCUUAUGAGUUUGUGUGUUAACCGACGUGUUUUUGUUAUUAAUUAUAUGAAAACAUAAUUACUGAGGCGAAAUUAUGGCUUCAACGGAUGAAAGUUUUCCCCGUGGUGGUUUUAAAAUCAGUGCGAGUGAAGAUCAAAGUGUUAAAAAGCCACAAAAACAAGAAAAUUUAUUUGGUAAUGUACAACCAAUAACCAAAAAGUCUAAAGGCAAGAAAAAGCGCCAGAAGCAGCAAGAUGAAGUUGAGGCAACUUCAGUACCAGAAUUCAUCAACAAAACUGAUAGUUUGACUGCUGUUUCAGCUGAUACACUAUCAAUUAAGAAAAUCCACGAAGGAAUGUCUGUUCUCGCAUGCGUAACACGCCUCAACACAAUGACUGUAGCCGUUGAGUUACCCGGUCGUUGUUUCGGCGAAAUUCUCGUACAAAACAUUUCCGCAACUUACACCAAACUAAUCACCGACGCUGUGAAAGCAGACGGUGGAAAACUACCAUCUUUAGAUAAUGUUCUACAAGUAGGAACAUUCCUGCCUGUUAAAGUUAUCCAAAUCGAAAACGACAAUAAACUCCGCAUCUUUCUCACUUGCAACCCCGCCGAGAUAAACGAACACUUCAAACACCCUGAUUUCACUAAACACAUGCUCGUCUGGGGCGCAAUCAAAGAGAAAUCCGAUCAUGGUUACCUCAUUGACUUAGGCGUGAAAAACUGCCGAGCACAUCUUCCAUUCGACGCUGUAGACGCCGCAAAAGAAUAUUCAUUAGGACAAGUUCUAUACAUGAUUGUAACAAAAAGUGUGAGCAGUAAAGAAGCAACCACUUUAACAUUAAGCGCAACACAAGCAGCAUUUGAUAAAACCACUGAAAGCAUGGGUACAUCCAUAGAUAAAGUAAUACCAGGCAUGCAAGUUGAGUUUUUAGUACAAAAACAGUUGAAAGACGGGUUGCAAGGACAAUAUUUCGAUGAAUGUACCGGUUUUAUCAAUGAUUUAUACUUGGCGAAGUCAUUUGACAGCGCUAAGAAAUACAAAGAGUUUACAGCGAUAAAAGCGAGGCUUUUAUAUGUUCACCCUGUAUCUAAACUUGGUUAUUUCACUUUAAAGUCACUAAAUGAAAAGAUUCCUGAAAAGGAAAAGAAGUUGCCUAUAGGUGCGUGGAUUUUAAGCACUGUGGCAGGAAAAGCCGGAUCUGGAUUGAUUGUUAAGUUAUCAGGCGGUCAGAAAGGUUUUAUUACGCAUAAACGUUUACUAAAAUCAGUAAAUAUGAAAGAUAGAGAAGGCGAGGACUUAGCUACACUAAUAGCUAACAAAUUUCCUGUUGGAGUUGCAAGACAUUGCACGAUUUUGGAUUAUAAUCAUACAGAAAGGCUGUAUAUUUGCACAUUUGAGAGAAUAACGGAUGUUAUGAACGUUGAACAGUUAAAAAUCGCACAGACUGUUAAAGGAACAAUCAAGGAAAUCAACGAUCAUGGUCUUGUGAUUAUGGUUGGGAAAUUACAAGCAUUUGCGCCGAAAGAUAAUCUAUCGAAUGUUAUGUACAGCGAAAAUAUUAGGAAACAGUUUAAAGUUGGUCAAGAAGUGAAUGCAAAAAUUUGGAACUUAAACAUUGAAAAAAAGGAAAUUAUCUUAACUUUAAAGCCGGAUCUUCUCUCCUCUAACAUUCAUCUAUCUUCUUAUGAAGGAUUAUCACUCUCUGAACAAUAUCCAGGCGUGGUAAUCCACGUAAAACAAACAGGUGUAUUAUUAUUGUUCUACGGAGGUGUUAAAGGAUGGCUACCGGUGCGUAACAUCCCACAACUUGGCAAUAAAGACGCAAGAAAUGAAUUCUACCGCGGGCAGAUUAUCAAAGCGCGUUGUGAAGUCGUUGAAGGUGAUAGACUUACACUCACGUUGAAUCUUCCCAAAAAGAAAAAGGUACCAGUUGGUAAAAUUAUUGUUAAACCUAAAAUAUGCGAAAUUACCGAUGAGGGUAUCUACGUGAUGAUUGGUGAUAUAAAAGCAUUUGUUCCCAAAGAACAGUUGGCCGUUGAAGGUCUAGGGAAGUUAUUACUAUCGACGUAUAAAGUUAAUCAAACUUUGGAUGAGGAAUUGAUUUGUGUGAUUGAUAGUAAUCCGCCGGUGUUGAGUGUGAGGGAAUAUGUUGUACAUAAAAGAGAGCAGUUGAAGAUUCCAUCCCUGCCGCAACUUGCUGUGAAUGUUGUAAUGAGAGGCAUUUAUAAAGAAAAGAAUACUAUUAGUAUUCCAAUGAAAUUACAUCCGGGUGAGUUUAGGAUUGAUGAUAAUGGCUUGAAAGCGCUGGAUAGAUAUGAGUCGAUUAGUGCGCAAGUCGCGAAACGUCAAGGGAAGGGGAAGAUUUUAUGGAGUGUUGGACUUAAUAAAGUUUUCGGAUUUAGUUUUAUGGAAACUGUUAAUUACUUGGAUCAAUAUCUUGAGGAUAUUGCACGUUUGAGAAAGAGGUAUUUACUCACGGGGAAUCCAUUGGUUGAUUUGGAAAUUGGGGCAACUGUUGAUUGUGUUGUUAAUCAAGUGGAUUUACAACGUGGAUGCAGUGUUUCGGUGUUGCCGAUGAACUGUCAAGGUUUGGUUGCUAAGCAACAUUGUCCAAACAAGCUUAAACCUGGUACUACUGUAAAGGGGAAGGUUUUAUGGGUGAAUUAUCAGUUGAAGUAUGCGGGGAUUACGCUUAAGCCACAAAUUAUGCAAAAAAUUAAUGAUAAACAAGGUAAAGCUAUUUCCAAUCUGCCGAAAGAAAAUGUUAUCGUGAGGAUUCUCCAUGCUAAUCGUAAUGUUGCCGUGGGUGUACUCCGAGAGGAUUUUAAUAGUCAAUUGGUUUAUUUGCCUGUUAAACUGCAUGAAAAUGAUUUUACGCCUAAAAUAGAUUAUUAUGAUACACUGAUAGACAAAGAAGAGUAUUGUAAAGUGAUCAAGAUGAAGUCGGGUCGACUUUUGGGGGUUACUGUGCCGAUGCUUGAGAGUUUUAAGAAAAAAUUGAAAAUGUAUAAUACAAAAAUUAUUACUUUGCGUAAUAAUCUGAAAAAGGAUGAAAUUAAGGAUAAGAAAAAACAGGUGAAGAACAACAAAGAAGAUAAAAUGGAAAUUAAAGAAGAAGAUGAAGGUAUUGCUAGUUCUGAAGAUAUUAAGUCCGAAACUGAGAUGGUGACAAGUGAAAAUGAUUCUGAAGCAGAAGAAGAUGAGGAUAAUGAUGAUAUUGAAGUAGAAGAAGAUGAAAACGAUUCUGAAAUAGAUGAAAAUGAUUCUGAAAUAGAUGAAAAUGAGGUUGAUUCUGAAGCAGAUGAAAUUGAUGAAAACGAUUCGGAAACGGAACAAAAUCAGAAUGAUUUUGAAAUGGAAGAAACAGAAGAAAAUGAAAACGACUCAGAAUCUGAUUCAGAAGAAACUAAAACACUUCCAGCAAUUACUCCUGAAAUAGAAACCAAAAAGAAACGAAAACUUGUCGAAGAAGAACCAGCGGAACCCUCAUCAAAAAAGAAAAAGAAGAAGAAAGCAAUUGAACCACCCAAACCUACUAAUCCCCUUAAACCAAAUAAAUCCUCAGAACAACCCGCUGUCCUCUCGGGAAUGUCCUCAUUUUUCGAAGAAGAAGCUCCAAUCACCCCCAAAGAAGAAUCCGACGAUGAAGACACUUCACUUCAACAAAAGAAAAAACUCACACCUGCAGAACGUCUGCAAAAGGCCAAAGAUGAAGAAGCACGUUUGAGGAAAAUCGAAAACGACCUUGCUGAUUCCUCCCUUCUACCACAGAAUGCCGAACAAUUUGAUCGCGCUUUACUUGGUAAUCCCGACGAUUCAGAAUUAUGGACCAGAUACAUCGCUUUCCACGCACAAUCGACUGAAUUUGACAAAGCGCGAGCUGUUGCAAGACGUGCUAUUGAACGCAUAUCAUUCACAGCGAUGCAAGACCGACUCAACGUGUGGUUAGCGUAUCUAAACUUAGAGAAUAUGUAUGGUACUAAGGAUAGUUUUCAGACAUUAUUUGAAGAGGCAACUAGGUGUAAUGAUACUUUGACUAUUUAUCUCGAAACUAUAAAGAUGAUGGCGGAGAUGAGUAAGUUUGUCGAAAUGGAAGAGAAGAUAAAGAAAGCGCGUGGUAAAUUCAAACAGGAAUUGCAAAUGUGGUUGGAGAUUGGUAAAGUAUAUUACACAUGCGGGAAGUUUUCCGAGGCGAGAAAACUUAAGGAUAAGGCUUUACUCACGUUAAUUGACAAAAAUCACGUAAAAAUGCAACUUCUCGUACAAUACGCCAUCAUGGAAUUCGUUCACGGCGAGAGUAAUCAAGGUGAAGCAUUAUUCGAGACAAUUCUACAAGCUGAUCCUAAACGUGUGGAUAUUUGGUGUACUUAUGUUGAUCAAUUGAUUAAAAAAGAUAAAAUUGAUGUUGCUAGAAAUGUAUUAUCACGAGCAGUAGGACAAAAACUCGCCUACAAAAAAAUGCGAACGCUUUUCAAGAAAUACCACGCGUUUGAAACAACACACGGCGAUGAAGAAACACUCGCACAUGUUACAAACCUCCUACGUGAGUAUAGUGAUAAGUAAUUUCAUCAAAAACCAAUUUCACUUAUAAUAAAUUGUUUAAUUUGUA
Dalotia coriaria is the source of this 4655-nucleotide messenger RNA. RefSeq names its product Ribosomal RNA Processing 5 (gene Rrp5). The record is from RefSeq and is a predicted model, not a curated record. Bases 137 to 4609 code for a protein of 1490 amino acids. Gene Ontology annotation, biological process: rRNA processing. Gene Ontology annotation, cellular component: nucleolus; small-subunit processome; nucleus. Gene Ontology annotation, molecular function: RNA binding; protein binding. The transcript is spliced from 8 exons. Lineage: Eukaryota; Metazoa; Arthropoda; Insecta; Coleoptera; Staphylinidae.